This is a messenger RNA of Asparagus officinalis (garden asparagus), 2649 nucleotides long. RefSeq lists its product as uncharacterized. The record is from RefSeq and is a predicted model, not a curated record. Lineage: Eukaryota; Viridiplantae; Streptophyta; Magnoliopsida; Asparagales; Asparagaceae. Bases 736 to 2418 code for a protein of 560 amino acids. The transcript has 11 exons.
CCGCCCCUUGCCCCCUCUUAAAUUGUUUCAAGUAUUUCCAUGAAAUUGGCAUGUGGGUCUCUGUUGAGCCCUAGAGUUUUGUGUGAGUAUUUAGGGGACAUGAGUUGGUUUCAUGAUUGAUUUUUAUUGGUGAGUGAAAUAGGGGUCGGUUCUGUAUAUCUUGGAUCUGGGCUCAAGGUUUUAGGCUAAUUAUAGCUCUGAUUGUCUUAUUUUAUUGAGAGCUAUAUAAAUUUUUGAUAUGGGUUGGUUUGUGUUUUGGUGUUUUAGCUGAUGAGUUCAUUGGAGAAUUAUUGGGGGGUCUCAUAGUAGGUAUUCCUCUUAAAAAAGAGAACUUUUUGAUGCAGUUUUACUUUUAUGUUUAAAAUAUGAGUAUAGUUUUUAUGGAGCACAAAGAAAACUGAUUAGUUUGUAAAGAUGUAUUUCUCAGUGCUAUUGAUGUGAUUCGGUAGAAUUUGAUUUUGGGUGCAGUUAUCUGUUGAUUGUAUGUUAUGUUUAGAAUUUGGUUUAGUUAUUGUUGAUGCCAUGUGAAGGAAAAAAGAGAGGGUGUCUGUUUAGGAUUUGAAAUUCCCAUAUGCAGAGUUGUUUCAUUUUGCUCGGGAGCUUGGAUUUUCCGAAUGAUGUUGCCAUUUUGGGUAGACGGAUAAUUGUUGUCCGCUCCCCUGAGAAGGUUUUCCUGGAUCCUCCACUGUGUAGCGUGUUUAUAAGUUGUGCUUUGGUAGCCUUGGUGAUGCAAGAAUGGAGAAGAAACAAAAGAUAUUGGAAUCACGAGAGAGAUUAGACAAGACAUUGGCUCUGCCUGAUCUUGUAAAUGAAGAUUCAAUUAAGUCUCUUGUCAAAAAUCAGCUCCUACGUUCAUGCUCCUCUCGGGAAGAGGGAAACAUGGGAAAUGUUAUAGAGAAACGUGCAAUGGAAGUUGCUAAUUUUCUUGAGAUGCUGAGAAGUGCUUCGGAGGAUCAGAAGGCAGUUAAAGUCCAUGAUGCAUCACAGAAAGAGUGGAAGGUCAAACAAGAUACUGACCAACUCCGUGUGAUGUAUCGUGAAGGCCCCCAUGGAACUCCAUUUCAUACUUUACUUGCUGAAGGCUACGUAGAUGGACCGAUUGAUGUCUGUUUGUGCGUCUCAUGGGAGACAACUUUGUACAAGAAGUGGUGGCCACAAUACAACAUUCCUACUUUUAAAAUUACGAGCUCUGUCCGUCUGAAAAAAGUUUGUGUUGGGGAAGAAAUCUCAUUGAUAAGGGUGAAGGUUGCAUGGCCAGUUUCAGAUAGGGAAAUUCUACUGCACUUCUUUGAAAUUGAAUACUUCAAAGAAGAUCUCAUCAUUGUACUUCUUAACACGAUUUCAGACACAGAGAAUAUUGAUGUAAAUACGCAUGGAUUCAACAGCGAUGGAAUUCCUGAAGCAAAAGAAACAGUACGGGUCGAUUUGGUGGGAGGUUUUGUUUUACAAAAAGUUGGUUCCAACAGAAGCUACUUUCGGGUUAUAGCCAACAUGGAUAUCAAGCUGGAUUUUGUGCCUCCGACACUAAUCAAUUUCAUAUCGAGGCAGCUCAUUGGCAGUGGACACAAACUAUAUUCAAAGGCAGUGCGUUCUGUGGCCACAACUGACGAGGAUUACCGUCCAGCUCUGCAAGGACCAAUGUAUGCUCGGAUUCGUGAAGCCCUGGAUGCCAUCAACAAAAUCAAGACAGACUCGGUAAUUUCAGAUGAGGAGAAACACGAGGCCCUUGCUCCUGAAGUAAAGGGACACUCUGAUGCAUCAUCUACAGAAGUUGAAGCAGUCAGUGAGAUUGUGGAAGAGGAAACUGAGCAGAAUGAGGUAAUCUCUAAUGAGGCACAUGUGAGCAAAGAAGAUUCCUCAACUGAUACGAUACUAUCGGCUGAUGAAAUUGUGAGCAAAGGAAAUAUUUUUGUUAGCCCAGAGGUUGAACAUGCUCUAAGAACAGUUGACAUGGCAAUUGCUGUUCUACGGGGACGAGGGUUCUCUGGAAGCAAUCAAAGUGAUUGCUUCUCUAUUAAUCAGAAGAUUCCACCUUCUGAUGUUGUAAAUUCUUCUCCUAAUAUCAAAGAAGACACAACUGAAAAUAGUAUCAACAAUCGAAGUUCGCCAGGGGCACAAGUCACUGCAGAUGCUGGAGAUUUCAGAAGGAAUUCUGCUCCGAGAGCAGCUAACCAUGACGAUCAAAGCCAUCUGACAUUAUCGAAAGAGAGGAUUCUAGCUUUGGAUGAGAAGUCGACGGCAGAGAUUACAACUUUGACCCAGCCUCCAGUUUCAGAAAGCAUGAGGAAGGUGUGCGUUGAAGAGAACCUAAGAUCAAAUGGCUUCCAUCAAAUGGACAAUAAUCGUGAUGUGAAAUCGAGAAACAAGAAAAAAAAACAAGGGGUUUGUUGCGUUAAUCUGAGCCUCUUUCGAAGCUGAAGGAACAAUAGGGAACAUUUCGUUGCAUUAAUUUUGUAAGUAUAAGGGUUCUCACAGAAUAGAGCUUCCGAUAGGGAAAGGUCGAAGUGAUCUAUUUGUUUUAGCUGAAUAAAAGAAGUUUGAGUGUAAUUUUAUUGUUUACCAUAUCACAGUGUACAGUUUUUCAACAUAUAAAGCGUAUAUAUUAACUACAUGCUAUACUCAGUAAUUUUGACGUGCUCGGUUUUUUUU